AUGGAAGCAUGGUAUCAUAGUGUGGGAGUGGCAAUGAUACUAGUGUUGACCACAUGGAUGUUCUUAAAGUACACGUGGUUCGAACCAAAGAAGAUGGAGAAAUCAUUAAGAGCUCAAGGUCUAAAUGGCAGUUCAUACAGAUUCUUGUUUGGCGAUUUGAAAGAAAUGUCUCAUAUGACUCACCAAGCUAAAUCUAAACCCAUGGAUCUUAAAGACGACAUCGUCCCUCGUGUCUCCCCCUUUUAUCUUAAAUCUGUUGCUGCUUUUGGUAAGAUUUUCUUUAUGUGGAUGGGUCCGAAACCGAUGGUGCACAUAGCCGAACCAGAAAUGAUGAGAGAGAUCUUGAGUAACUAUCUUGUAUUCCAGAAGUCAAGAGGAGGAAAUUCGUUAAUGAGGAUGCUAAUGAAAGGACUACUUGACACCGAAGCUCAACAAUGGGUAAAACAUAGAAAAAUUAUCAGUCCUGCAUUUCAUGUGGACAAGCUCAAGUAUAUGGUACCUGCAUUCUACGUUAGCUGCGAUGAGAUGAUAAAAAAAUGGGGCGCUAUGCUAAUCAAAGAACACUCGUGUGAAGUUGACGUUUGGCCAUAUCUCCAAACAAUGACGAACGAUGUAAUUUCACGUGCAGUAUUUGGUAAUAGUUUUGAAGAAGGAAGAAAAAUAUUUGAUCUUCAACAACAGUUGAUAGAGUUAAUUUUAAAGUCUGCACAAUCGAUGUAUAUUCCUGGAUUAAGGUUCUUGCCUACAAAGUCGCAAAGGAAAAUCAAAGACAUUGACCGACAACUGAAAUGUGAGGUAAAGAGUAUUAUUGAUACACGAGUAGCCGCUAUGAAAGCUGGGGAUAAUAGUAACCAUGACCUUCUGGGAUUUCUUUUGAAUUCCAAUUAUCAAGAAAUCAAACAAGACAGGUCUAGGAACUCUGGUCUAACAACAGAAGAAAUCAUUGAAGAAUGCAAGCUUUUCUUUCUUGCAGGGCAAGAGACCACGCUAAAUUUGCUUGUUUGGACUAUGGUUAUGUUAAGUCAACACACGAAUUGGCAAAUACGUGCCAGAAACGAAGUUUUACAAGUUUUCGGUGAUAAUGAACCGGAUUUUGAAGGAUUAAGCCAUCUAAAAGUCGUAAACAUGAUUUUUAAUGAAGUUCUCAGGCUAUAUCCGCCAGCAAUCAAUAUAGAGCGAAAGGUACAUAAAGAAACCAAAUUAGGAGACAUAAUGUUAGCCCCAGGAACUCUGCUUAAAUUAAAUAUUCUUCUUUUGCACCAUGAUCGUGAAAUAUGGGGUAAUGAUGUGAAGGAGUUCAAGCCCGAGCGAUUUUCUGAAGGUGUUUCCAAGGCGACCAAUGGAAAACUAUGUUACCUCCCAUUUGGAGGAGGCCCGCGAUCAUGUAUAGGGCAGAACUUCGCCAUAUUACAAUCAAAAAUGGUACUUGUGAUGAUUCUACGGCAAUUCUCUUUUGAAUUGUCUCCGUCGUAUUCACAUACCCCACAUGUUGUCCUAACUCUUCAACCUCAACUUGGCGCUUACUUGAUUUUGCACAAACAUUAA
Molecule: messenger RNA, 1545 nt
Organism: Erigeron canadensis
Lineage: Eukaryota; Viridiplantae; Streptophyta; Magnoliopsida; Asterales; Asteraceae
Product: cytochrome P450 CYP72A219-like
Exons: 5
Coding region: 1-1545 (514 amino acids)
Molecular function (GO): oxidoreductase activity, acting on paired donors, with incorporation or reduction of molecular oxygen; heme binding; monooxygenase activity
Source: RefSeq, a predicted model, not a curated record